Molecule: messenger RNA, 13101 nt
Organism: Glycine soja
Lineage: Eukaryota; Viridiplantae; Streptophyta; Magnoliopsida; Fabales; Fabaceae
Exons: 16
Coding region: 1456-12618 (3720 amino acids)
Molecular function (GO): ATP hydrolysis activity; protein binding; ADP binding
Source: RefSeq, a predicted model, not a curated record
UAAGAUGAAUAAAAGAUAAGUUCUCAAAAUGUGAUAAUGUUGUUGGGACCUUGCAUGCCCUCUUUGCCUUGGAUCUGUUCUACCCACACCUAUCCAUUUACUCGCCCCUAAUGUCUCACGAUGACAAGCUUAUUUUAUUUACCUAUCUCUCAAAUGCCUUUGAAAAGACUCAAUAAAUAAAAUGCAUGAAGACUAGAUUCUAGAUGUUUGCUAAAUGCAUGGGCAAUAAGUCACCAUUCUAUUCCUAGCAAUGAUGACCUUAUGAUUUCUUGCCUUAUCUGUUCUGUUAGGAGUUACCCUCUCCCGAGCAACUUACCCCAAAAGAAAAUAAAGAUGAAAAUGCAAGAUAAAGUAGAGAAGAAAAUAGGUGUCUUGUUUGACAUGUGCAAAUGCCAAAGCACUAAACACCCUCAAGUUGGAAUAGUUUAUUGGUUUCUCACUCCAUACUUUCAUAGGUGUCUUAGAGUCUAGAGCAAACGAUGGACAUCUGUUUGUCAGAUACAUUGCAAUAUUUGUAGCUUCUCCCUAGAAACUUUUAGGCAGACCUACUCUUAAAAACAUGCACCUCACUCGUACCAAGAUGAUCUUUUUCAUUCUCUCAAUUAGGCCAUUUUGUUGAGGAGUUCUUGCUAUAGUCUUAUGUCUCUUAAUUCCUAGUUUUCUUCCAAACACAUUAAAUUGUUCUGAAACAAAUUCCAGCCCAUUGUCAGUUCUCAAAACUUUCAAUUUUGUUCCUUGCUAAUUUUCCCCAAGUGUGUAACACUCCUAGAACCUUUGAAAUGUUUCAGACUUAUUCUUCAAUAUAUAAAUUCACACUCUUUUAGAGAAAUUAUCAAUAAUUGCAAGAAAAUAGGAACCCCUCCAUGAAUCAUCACCCUUGAAGGACCCCAUAGGUUUGAAUGAACAUACUAAAAGGGCCUACUAGAAACAUGUGUACCAGUCCCAAACUUCACUCUAUGAGACUUACCCAAUAUACAAUGAUUACAAAAUUCUAAUUUAUCCAAUUUAUCACCAUUCAGCAGAUUUUGUUUUUACAGUUAGACCAAACCCCUUUCACUAACAUGACCUAGUCUUAGAAGCCACAAUUGUGUCUUAUCCUGUAACGUUUGACUAGCUACAAAUGCGUGAGCAAUAACAAUUGAGCCGUCCAGAAUAUGCAGACCAUUCAUUUUAACACCCUUAGCAACAAUUAAGGCUCCAUUUGAAAUCCUAAUCAGACCAUGUUCUAUUUUGGUAGAGUAUCUCAAAUAUCAAACAUGCUUAUUGACAAAAGAAUCCAUUUAGGCUCAGGAAGAUACCACAUAUCUUGCAACAACAUCUCUCGGUCAUCAAACAUCUUUAGUCUGACAGUACCCAUGCCAAUAUUAAUUUUAUGUCGUCCCCAAUAAGAGGAAAAAGUGGUAGCCACAGCAGGAAUCAAAGAAACAAGAAGAACGUGCCAAUUGCCAAGGGAGAAUGGACCCAAUUACUUCUGCCACUGCCCAAAGUGCACUGCAAAUUGCAGAACAUGUGGUCAAACGACAAGUGGGUUACAUAUUUAAUUACAAAGACAAAUUUAAAGAGGUGGAACAAUACAUUGAGAGGCUGGAUGAUACUAGGAAGAGGGUUCAAAAUGAAGUUAAUGAUGCAGAGAAGAACGGAGAAGAAAUUAACGAUGAAGUUCAACAUUGGUUAAAACAGGUGGAUGAGAAGAUAAAAAAAUAUGAGUGUUUUAUUGAUGAUGAACGCCAUGCACAGACAAGGUAUUCCAUUAGAUUGAUCUUUCCAAAUAACUUGUCAUUGAGGUAUCGGUUAGGCAGAAAAGCUACAAAGAUAGUAGAGGAAAUCAAAGCAGAUGGACAUUCAAAUAAAAAGUUUGAUAAAGUUUCAUAUCGGUUGGGCCCAUCCUCUGAUGCUGCUUUGUUAAACACUGGUUAUGUGAGCUUUGGGUCGAGAAAUGAAACUAUGGAGAAGAUUAUGAAAGCACUGGAAGACUCGACAGUUAAUAUUGUUGGAGUCUAUGGGGCUGGUGGUGUGGGUAAGACUACUUUAGUCAAAGAAGUUGCUAACAAAGCUCGAGAAAAGAAGUUGUUCAAUAUGGUGGUCAUGGCAAAUGUAACAAGAAUUCCUGACAUAGAAAAAAUUCAAGGACAAAUUGCUGAGAUGUUGGGAAUGAGAUUGGAAGAGGAAAGUGAAAUUGUAAGAGCAGAUCGCAUUCGAAAGAGGUUAAUGAAUGAAAAGGAGAAUACCCUUAUAAUCCUAGAUGAUCUCUGGGAUGGAUUGAACUUGAAUAUAUUGGGGAUUCCACGUAGUGAGGAUGAUGAUGGAAGCCAACAAGAUGUCAAUGAUUUAUCUGAUUUUGGUUACCAUAAGAUGGAAAAAGAAGUGUUUUCGGCCGAUUUCCAUACAAUGAAAAAAGACAAGUUAGCUGUCGAUUUCAAUACGAUGAAAAAAGGCAAAUUAUCUGUUGAUUCCAAUAUGAUAAAAAAAGAAAAGUUAUCUGGUGAUCACAAGGGAUGCAAAAUUCUUCUAACAUCCAGAAGUAAAGAAGUAAUAUGUAAUAAAAUGGAUGUGCAGGAGAGAUCAACUUUCUCGGUAGGAGUCCUUGAUGAAAACGAGGCAAAGAGUUUCCUUAAGAAAUUGGCGGGAAUACGUGCCCAAAGUUUUGAAUUUGAUGAGAAAGUCAUUGAAAUUGCCAAAAUGUGCGAUGGAUUGCCUAUGGCAUUAGUUUCCAUAGGAAGGGCUCUAAAGAAUAAAAGCUACUUUGUAUGGCAGGAUGUCUGUCAACGAAUUAAACGACAAAGUUUUACAGAAGGGCACGAAUCUAUCGAGUUCUCUGUAAAUUUGAGCUUUGAGCAUCUAAAAAAUGAGCAGCUGAAACAUAUUUUCUUACUGUGUGCUAGAAUGGGAAAUGAUGCUUUGAUUAUGGACUUGGUGAAGUUCUGUAUCGGGUUGGGUUUGCUUCAAGGGGUCCACACAAUUAGAGAAGCGAGAAACAAAGUAAAUAUGCUGAUAGAGGAGCUAAAAGAAUCAACUUUGUUGGUGGAAAGUCUCUCUCAUGACCGCUUCAACAUGCAUGACAUUGUGCGGGAUGUUGCUCUUUCAAUAUCAUCCAAAGAAAAACAUGUUUUUUUUAUGAAAAAUGGCAUAGUAGACGAGUGGCCUCACAAAGAUGAACUUGAAAGGUACACUGCUAUAUGUUUACACUUUUGUGAUAUCAAUGAUGGGCUUCCCGAGAGUAUACACUGUCCUAGACUUGAAGUCUUACAUAUUGACAGUAAAGAUGAUUUUUUGAAAAUACCAGACGACUUUUUUAAAGAUAUGAUUGAACUCAGAGUCUUGAUAUUGACUGGUGUUAAUCUUUCAUGCUUACCUUCUUCUAUUAAAUGCCUAAAAAAACUGAGAAUGCUUAGUUUGGAGAGAUGCACUCUAGGAGAGAACUUAUCAAUCAUUGGAGAGUUAAAGAAAUUACGAAUUCUUACUCUUUCAGGAUCUAACAUUGAAAGUUUGCCUCUAGAAUUUGGGCAAUUGGAUAAGCUGCAACUUUUUGACAUAAGCAAUUGCUCAAAACUAAGAGUAAUACCUUCCAAUACCAUAUCAAGGAUGAACAGUUUGGAAGAGUUUUACAUGAGAGACAGCUUGAUUCUGUGGGAGGCUGAGGAGAAUAUCCAAAGUCAAAAAGCUAUUCUUUCUGAGUUGAGGCACUUGAAUCAGUUGCAAAAUCUAGACGUACACAUUCAGAGUGUUUCCCAUUUUCCGCAGAACUUGUUUUUGGACAUGUUGGAUAGUUACAAGAUUGUCAUUGGUGAAUUCAACAUGCUUAAAGAGGGAGAAUUCAAAAUCCCUGACAUGUAUGACCAAGCGAAAUUUUUGGCAUUGAACCUAAAAGAAGGUAUUGACAUUCAUUCUGAAACAUGGGUUAAAAUGUUGUUCAAGAGUGUUGAAUAUUUGCUGCUGGGAGAACUCAAUGAUGUUCAUGAUGUUUUUUAUGAAUUAAAUGUUGAAGGAUUUCCAUAUUUGAAACAUUUAUCCAUUGUGAACAAUUUUGGUAUUCAAUAUAUUAUUAACUCAGUGGAGCGGUUUCACCCUUUACUGGCUUUUCCCAAAUUGGAGUCCAUGUGUCUUUACAAACUGGAUAAUUUGGAGAAAAUAUGUGGCAAUAAUCAUCUUGAAGAGGCUUCCUUUUGCAGAUUAAAAGUCAUCAAGAUUAAAACAUGUGAUAAAUUGGAAAACAUUUUCCCAUUUUUCAUGGUCGGACUUCUCACCAUGCUUGAAACAAUUGAAGUGUGUGACUGUGAUUCUCUGAAGGAGAUAGUUUCUAUUGAAAGACAAACGCAUACUAUCAAUGAUGACAAGAUUGAGUUCCCUCAAUUACGACUUUUAACAUUGAAAUCUUUACCAGCAUUUGCUUGUUUAUAUACCAACGACAAGAUGCCUUGUAGUGCACAAUCAUUGGAAGUCCAAGUGCAAAACAGAAACAAAGAUAUUAUCACUGAAGUUGAGCAAGGUGCCACUAGUUCUUGUAUAUCACUCUUCAAUGAAAAGGUUUCAAUUCCCAAAUUAGAAUGGUUGGAGUUAUCCUCAAUCAACAUCCAGAAGAUAUGGAGUGACCAAUCUCAGCAUUGUUUUCAAAAUUUGCUUACAUUGAAUGUGACAGAUUGUGGUGAUUUAAAAUAUUUACUGUCAUUCUCCAUGGCUGGAAGUUUGAUGAAUCUACAAAGCCUUUUUGUAAGUGCAUGUGAAAUGAUGGAGGAUAUAUUUUGUCCAGAACAUGCAGAGCAGAAUAUUGAUGUUUUUCCUAAGUUGAAGAAAAUGGAGAUCAUCGGCAUGGAGAAACUUAAUACCAUUUGGCAACCCCAUAUUGGUCUUCAUUCGUUUCACAGUUUGGACUCUUUGAUAAUAGGAGAGUGCCACAAACUUGUUACGAUUUUUCCUAGUUAUAUGGGGCAAAGAUUUCAGAGCCUUCAAAGCUUGACAAUUACAAAUUGCCAGUUAGUGGAAAACAUAUUUGACUUUGAAAUUAUUCCACAAACUGGUGUUAGGAAUGAAACAAACUUGCAAAAUGUAUUUCUAAAGGCCUUGCCAAAUUUGGUGCACAUAUGGAAGGAGGACAGCAGUGAAAUACUUAAAUAUAAUAAUCUGAAAAGCAUAAGCAUUAAUGAGAGUCCAAAUUUAAAACAUCUCUUUCCACUUUCUGUUGCCACUGACUUAGAAAAACUGGAAAUCCUUGAUGUAUACAAUUGCAGGGCAAUGAAGGAGAUUGUUGCUUGGGGCAAUGGUUCAAAUGAAAAUGCUAUCACGUUUAAGUUUCCUCAGCUAAACACUGUAUCAUUACAAAAUUCAUUUGAACUUAUGAGUUUCUACAGAGGAACUUACGCUUUAGAGUGGCCAUCGUUGAAGAAAUUGUCCAUACUCAAUUGUUUCAAGCUGGAAGGGCUCACUAAAGACAUCACAAACUCACAAGGGAAGCCAAUUGUGUCGGCUACAGAAAAGGUGAUAUACAACUUGGAAUCUAUGGAAAUCAGCUUGAAGGAAGCAGAGUGGUUGCAGAAAUACAUUGUCAGUGUUCACAGAAUGCACAAACUACAAAGACUUGUCUUGUAUGGAUUGAAGAAUACUGAAAUUCUCUUUUGGUUUCUUCAUAGACUUCCCAAUUUGAAAAGCUUAACAUUGGGGAGUUGUCAAUUGAAAAGCAUUUGGGCUCCUGCAAGCCUCAUUUCACGUGAUAAAAUAGGUGUUGUUAUGCAACUUAAGGAGUUGGAAUUAAAGAGUUUGUUGUCUUUAGAAGAGAUAGGAUUUGAGCAUCACCCACUUCUUCAGAGGAUAGAACGCUUAGUCAUUAGUCGAUGUAUGAAAUUGACAAAUUUAGCAUCAUCCAUAGUAUCUUACAAUUACAUAACACAUUUGGAAGUGAGAAAUUGUAGAUCGCUGAGGAAUUUAAUGACAUCCUCAACUGCUAAAAGCUUGGUUCAACUCACAACCAUGAAGGUAUUCUUAUGUGAAAUGAUUGUGGAAAUCGUUGCAGAAAAUGAAGAGGAAAAAGUACAAGAGAUUGAGUUUAGACAAUUAAAAUCUUUAGAAUUGGUGUCUCUAAAAAAUCUCACAAGUUUUUGCAGUUCCGAGAAGUGUGACUUCAAAUUCCCAUUACUGGAAAGUUUAGUAGUGAGUGAGUGCCCUCAAAUGAAAAAAUUCUCUAGAGUCCAAAGUGCUCCAAACCUUAAAAAAGUACAUGUUGUAGCUGGAGAAAAAGACAAAUGGUAUUGGGAAGGUGAUUUGAAUGGCACUCUACAAAAACAUUUCACAGAUCAGGUUUCUUUCGAAUAUUCAAAGCAUAAGAGACUUGUUGAUUAUCCUGAGACCAAGGGUUUUCGGCACGGCAAACCUGCUUUUCCGGAGAACUUCUUUGGCUGUUUGAAGAAAUUGGAAUUUGAUGGAGAAAGUAUAAGACAGAUUGUAAUUCCAUCUCAUGUACUUCCUUACUUGAAGACCUUAGAAGAAUUGUAUGUACAUAGCUCCCAUGCAGUGCAGAUAAUAUUUGACACCGUUGACAGUGAGGCAAAGACCAAGGGUAUAGUCUUUCGUUUGAAAAAACUUAUUCUAGAAGACUUGUCAAAUUUGAAAUGUGUAUGGAACAAAACCCCCCAAGGAAUUCUCAGCUUUUCCAAUUUGCAAGAUGUGAAUGUUACUGAAUGUAGAAGCCUGGCAACAUUGUUCCCUUUGUCCCUUGCCCGAAAUCUUGGGAAGCUUAAGACCCUUCACAUAUUUAGCUGUCAAAAGUUGGUAGAAAUUGUUGGAAAGGAAGAUGUGACGGAACAUGCAACAACUGAAAUGUUUGAAUUCCCUUCUUUGUGGAAGUUGAUUCUUUUAAAUCUGUCACUGCUUAGUUGCUUUUAUCCUGGAAAAUACCAUAUAGAAUGCCCCAUAUUAGAAAACUUGUAUGUGUCCUAUUGUCCUAAGUUGAAGCUAUUCACAUCAGAAUUUCGAGAUAGUCCCAAACAAGCAGUUAUAGAGGCUCCAAUUAGCCAACUACAACAACAACCUUUGUUCUCGGUUGAAAAGAUUCCAAUCAAUCUGAAGGAAUUGACACUCAAUGAGGAAAAUAUUAUGUUGUUGAGCGAUGGACAUUUGCCACAAGACCUCCUUUUCAAAUUAAGAUCUCUUCAUCUAUCCUUUGAGAAUGAUGACAAUAAGAAAGACACUUUGCCUUUUGAUUUCCUUCAGAAGGUACCCAGCUUAGAACAUCUUCUAGUGCAAAGGUGCUAUGGUCUGAAGGAGAUAUUUCCCUCUCAGAAACUCCAAGUUCAUGACCGUUCACUUCCCGCAUUGAAACAAUUAAUCCUGUUAAGUCUUGGAGAGCUGGAGUCGAUAGGGUUAGAGCACCCAUGGGUUCAGCCAUACUCUCAAAAGCUUCAAUUAUUAAAUCUUAUCAACUGUUCUCAGUUAGAAAAACUAGUGAGCUGUGCAGUGUCUUUCAUCAAUCUGAAACAGUUGGAAGUGAAGUGCUGUAAUAGGAUGGAGUAUUUAUUGAAAUUCUCAACUGCCAAAAGUUUGUUGCAACUUGAGAGGCUAUCUAUAAGAGAAUGUGAAUCAAUGAAGGAAAUAGUAAAAAAAGAAGAAGAAGAUGGUUCUGAUGAGAUCAUAUUUGGACGCCUCAGAAGAAUAAUGUUGGAUUCAUUACCAAGGCUAGUAAGGUUUUAUUCAGGGAAUGCCACUUUGCAUUUCAAGUGUUUGGAAGAAGCCACGAUUGCAGAAUGCCAGAAUAUGAAAACAUUCUCAGAAGGAAUUAUAGAUGCGCCAUUAUUAGAGGGGAUUAAAACUUCAACAGAUGAUACUGAUCACUUAACCUCCCACCAUGAUCUCAACACGACAAUCGAGACCUUGUUUCACCAACAGGUAUUUUUUGAAUAUUCAAAGCAUAUGAUCCUUCUCGAUUACCUUGAGGCAACGGGUGUUAGGCACGGCAAGCCUGCUUUUCUGAAGAAUAUCUUUGGCAGUUUAAAGAAAUUAGAAUUUGAUGGAGCCAUUAAAAGAGAGAUUGUAAUUCCAUCUCAUGUACUUCCUUACUUGAAGACCUUAGAAGAAUUGAAUGUACAUAGCUCCGAUGCAGCGCAGGUAAUAUUUGACAUAGAUGACACUGAUGCCAACCCCAAGGGAAUGGUCCUUCCAUUGAAAAAUCUUACUCUAAAACGCUUGCCUAAUUUGAAAUGUGUAUGGAAUAAAACCCCCCAAGGAAUUCUCAGCUUUUCCAAUUUGCAAGAUGUGGAUGUUACUGAAUGUAGAAGCCUGGCAACAUUGUUCCCUUUGUCCCUUGCCCGAAAUCUUGGGAAGCUUAAGACCCUUCAAAUAUUUAUCUGUCAAAAGUUGGUAGAAAUUGUUGGAAAGGAAGAUGUGACGGAACAUGCAACAACUGUUAUGUUUGAAUUCCCUUCUUUGUGGAAGUUGCUUCUUUGUAAGCUGUCACUGCUUAGUUGCUUUUAUCCUGGAAAACACCAUCUGGAAUGCCCCUUCUUAACAAGCUUGCGUGUGUCCUAUUGUCCUAAGUUGAAGCUAUUCACAUCAGAAUUUCGAGAUAGUCCCAAACAAGCAGUUAUAGAGGCUCCAAUUAGCCAACUACAACAACAACCUCUGUUCUCGGUUGAAAAGAUUGCAAUCAAUCUGAAGGAAUUGACACUCAAUGAGGAAAACAUUAUGUUGUUGAGCGAUGGACAUUUGCCACAAGACCUCCUUUUCAAAUUAAGAUCUCUUCAUCUAUCCUUUGAGAAUGAUGACAAUAAGAAAGACACUUUGCCUUUUGAUUUCCUUCAGAAGGUACCCAGCUUAGAACAUCUUUUUGUUCUAAGUUGCUAUGGUCUGAAGGAGAUAUUUCCCUCUCAGAAACUCCAAGUUCAUGACCCUUCACUUCCCGGAUUGAAACAAUUAAUCCUGUUAGAUCUUGGAGAGCUGGAGUCGAUAGGGUUAGAGCACCCAUGGGGUAAGCCAUACUCUCAAAAACUUCAAUUAUUAAUGCUUUGGAGGUGCCCUCAGUUAGAAAAACUAGUGAGCUGUGCAGUGUCUUUCAUCAAUCUGAAAAAGUUGGAAGUGACGUACUGUAAUAGGAUGGAGUAUUUAUUGAAAUGCUCAACUGCCAAAAGUUUGAUGCAACUUGAGAGCCUAUCUAUACGAGAAUGUUUUGCAAUGAAGGAAAUAGUAAAAAAAGAAGAAGAAGAUGGUUCUGAUGAGAUCAUAUUUGGAGGCCUCAGAAGAAUAAUGUUGGAUUCAUUACCAAGGCUAGUAAGGUUUUAUUCAGGGAAUGCCACUUUGCAUUUCAAGUGUUUGGAAGAAGCCACGAUUGCUGAAUGCCAGAAUAUGAAAACAUUCUCAGAAGGAAUUAUAGAUGCGCCAUUAUUAGAGGGGAUUAAAACUUCAACAGAUGAUACUGAUCACUUAACCUCCCACCAUGAUCUCAACACCACAAUCCAGACCUUGUUUCACCAACAGGUAUUUUUUGAAUAUUCAAAGCAUAUGAUCCUUGUCGAUUACCUUGAGACAACGGGUGUUAGGCACGGCAAACCUGCUUUUCUGAAGAAUUUCUUUGGCGGUUUAAAGAAAUUAGAAUUUGAUGGAGCGAUUAAAAGAGAGAUUGUAAUUCCAUCUCAUGUACUUCCUUACUUGAAGACCUUAGAAGAAUUGAAUGUACAUAGCUCCGAUGCAGCGCAGGUAAUAUUUGACAUAGAUGACACUGAUGCCAACACCAAGGGAAUGGUCCUUCCAUUGAAAAAGCUUAUUUUAAAAGACUUGUCAAAUUUGAAAUGUGUAUGGAACAAAACCCCCCGAGGAAUUCUCAGCUUUCCCAAUUUGCAACUAGUGUUUGUUACUAAAUGUAGAAGCUUGGCAACACUGUUCCCUUUGUCCCUUGCCAGAAAUUUUGUGAAACUUAAGAGACUUAUUGUGGAGAGGUGUGAAAAGUUGGUAGAAAUUGUUGGAAAGGAAGAUGCAAUGGAACAUGGAACAACUGAAAUAUUUGAAUUCCCUUGUUUGUGGAAGUUGUUUCUUUAUAAGCUGUCACUGCUUAGUUGCUUUUAUCCUGGAAAACACCAUCUGGAAUGCCCCGUAUUAAAAUGCUUGGAUGUGUCCUACUGUCCUAAGUUGAAGCUAUUCACAUCAGAAUUUCAUAAUAGUCGCAAAGAAGCAGUUAUAGAGCAACCUCUUUUCAUGGUUGAAAAGGUUGAUCCCAAACUGAAGGAAUUGACACUCAAUGAAGAAAACAUUAUCUUGUUGAGGGAUGCACAUUUGCCUCACGACUUCCUUUGCAAAUUAAAUAUUCUUGAUCUGUCCUUUGAUGAUUAUGAGAAUAAGAAAGAUACUUUGCCUUUUGAUUUCCUUCACAAGGUACCCAGUGUAGAAUGUCUUCGAGUGCAAAGAUGCUAUGGUCUCAAGGAGAUAUUUCCCUCUCAAAAGCUCCAAGUUCAUCACAGAAUACUUGCACGAUUGAAUGAAUUAUACUUAUUUAAACUAAAAGAGUUGGAGUCGAUAGGGUUGGAGCACCCAUGGGUAAAGCCAUACUCUGCAAAGCUUGAAACAUUAGAAAUUCGCAAAUGCUCUCGGUUAGAGAAAGUAGUGUCUUGUGCAGUAUCUUUCAGCAGUCUCAAAGAGUUGCAAGUGAGUGAGUGUGAAAGGAUGGAGUAUUUAUUCACAUCUUCAACUGCCAAAAGUUUGGUGCAACUUAAGAUCCUAUAUAUAGAAAAAUGUGAAUCAAUAAAAGAAAUAGUAAGAAAAGAAGAUGAAAGCGAUGCUUCUGAAGAGAUGAUAUUUGGACGGCUCACAAAAUUAAGGUUGGAGUCCUUAGGAAGGCUAGUAAGGUUUUAUUCAGGGGAUGGCACCUUGCAAUUCUCAUGUUUGGAAGAAGCCACCAUAGCUGAAUGCCCCAAUAUGAAUACUUUCUCUGAAGGAUUCGUAAAUGCGCCAAUGUUUGAGGGGAUUAAAACUUCAAGGGAGGAUUCUGAUUUAACAUUCCACCAUGAUCUCAACUCCACAAUCAAGAUGUUGUUUCACCAACAGGUGGAAAAGUCUGCAAGCGAUAUAGAGAAUUUGAAAUUCGGUGAUCACCAUCACCUAGAAGAGAUAUGGCUUGGUGUAGUUCCAAUCCCAAGUAACAAUUGUUUCAACAGUUUGAAAUCUUUAAUUGUGGUGGAAUGUGAAUCUUUAUCCAAUGUGAUUCCUUUUUAUUUACUUCGAUUUCUAUGUAACUUGAAAGAGAUCGAGGUAAGCAACUGCCAAUCUGUUAAGGCAAUAUUUGAUAUGGAAGGUACAGAGGCAGAUAUGAAACCAGCAUCUCAGAUUUCUCUUCCUUUGAAGAAACUGAUUCUGAAUCAGUUGCCAAAUCUGGAGCAUAUCUGGAAUCUGAAUCCUGAUGAAAUUCUUAGCUUUCAAGAAUUUCAAGAAGUGUGCAUUUCUAACUGUCAAAGUCUCAAAAGUUUGUUUCCAACAUCAGUGGCCAGUCAUCUUGCUAUGCUUGAUGUGAGAUCUUGUGCAACACUGGAAGAAAUUUUUGUAGAAAAUGAAGCAGUCAUGAAGGGAGAAACUAAACAGUUCAAUUUCCAUUGUCUGACCACAUUAACAUUAUGGGAAUUACCAGAGCUGAAGUAUUUCUACAAUGGAAAACACUUGCUAGAAUGGCCAAUGCUAACACAACUAGAUGUAUAUCAUUGUGACAAGUUGAAAUUGUUUACAACUGAGCAUCAGAGUGGUGAAGUUGCAGAUAUAGAGUACCCACUUUGUACUUCAAUUGAUCAGCAAGCCGUUUUCUCAGUUGAAAAGGUUUUUCCAAACUUGGUGCAACUAUCACUCAAAAAGGAAGAUGCCAUAGGAAUUUUGCAAGGACAGUUUCAGGUCAUGCCUAGCUUGGAGCAUCAAGCAAAUACUUGCAAAGACAAUAUGAUUGGACAAGGACAAUUUGUUGCAAAUGCGGCACAUCUCCUGCAACAUUUAAAAGUUCUCAAAUUGAUGUGCUACCAUGAGGAUGAUGAGUCAAAUAUAUUCUCCAGUGGAUUACUUGAAGAGAUAUCCAGCAUUGAAAAUCUUGAAGUGUUCUGUAGUUCCUUCAAUGAAAUAUUCUCCUGUCAGAUGCCUAGCACCAAUUAUACCAAAGUCCUUUCAAAGCUGAAAAAAUUACACUUGAAGAGUCUCCAACAGCUGAAUUCCAUAGGAUUAGAACACUCAUGGGUGGAACCCUUACUUAAAACACUAGAAACAUUGGAAGUGUUUUCUUGCCCUAGCAUGAAAAUUUUGGUGCCGUCAACCGUGUCUUUUUCAAAUCUUACCUCAUUGAAUGUUGAAGAAUGCCAUGGAUUGGUAUAUUUGUUCACAUCCUCAACAGCCAAAAGGCUAGGUCAACUGAAGCAUAUGUCCAUACGGGAUUGCCAAGCAAUACAGGAAAUAGUGUCCAAAGAGGGAGAUCAUGAAUCCAAUGAUGAAGAGAUAACAUUUGAGCAGCUCCGUGUUUUGUCUCUGGAAUCUUUACCAAGCAUAGUAGGAAUUUACUCAGGGAAGUACAAGUUGAAAUUCCCAUCCUUGGAUCAAGUGACUUUAAUGGAAUGCCCUCAAAUGAAAUAUUCUUAUGUACCUGAUUUGCAUCAAUUCAAGCCUCUUGAGCAAAUUUAAUUGGAAGAGCAGAAGUUUUAGGGAAUCCAUCAUGCAGUACUCAUUAUACAGUCACAAUGACAGUAGUGGGUGAACGUUGGGAAUUCUUCUUCCCGUAUGAUGUUGAUGCAUCAUGGGACGGAAUCUUCCACCUUAGGCUUUGUUGGGAAGGACUACUCUGAUGGAUCAUGGUGCUACUCUUCUUUUUCCUUCUCUUUCAUCUCAUUCCAGUGGUAUUGUCGUAGUAAUUAACAGUUAUAUAUGGCCAGCCUGGGAAGUGUUUAUGUUGUUAGCCCCACUCCUUGUUUUGGAUGUUUACAUGGAUUUUUAUGUAUUUAUUUUGGGCAGCCACAUAUAUUUUAUUUACUAGUUUUCGUUCUUAUGUUUAGAGUUUGAAUCAUGUUGUUGGUUUUAUAUUGGUCAUGAAACUUAUGGCAUAUGUGUAGACUUACUUUAUGUACGUUUGAGGUUUAUUUGCAGAUGUUGUAUGCAGUUGCUUCCUUA